AGACAAGUUUUUUUUUUGUUACGAACAAAUUUAGCUAUGUUCUAUCAUUUUACUUAAUUUAUUCAAUUUAUGAGAGAAUAAAAGGAUGGCAUUACCCUAGUCUUUAUAACGAGUAUAUAUAUACUUAAGUUCUCUGCGUAUAAUACAGUAUACAGAAAAAGUAGUAAACAGAGUAUACUAUCUUUUUAUUGUAAGCAAAUGAGAGGAAAAAGAACCCUAAUAAUUCGAAAAGUGUCAUGAUCAACCACUCUGGAGCUCAUCUGUAAAUUUGCACAAGGAAAUCAUACAACGCCCUAUAGAUUGAGAAAAAAAAUUAAAAGAACUCAGAGUUCGUUUAAAUUAAUGUCGGAAGCUCAACUUAAAAGUUCUAUAAACAAAAUCCAUCAGGUUUUGGCUCCUGGUUUAGAUGAAUCUGCUAGUUUUGAAUUUCAUUUUAAAAAUAUUGAAGAGUCAAUCAAGCAAAUCAUUCGUGCUUCUAUAUUAGUUGUUGAAUUAAAUGAUAAUGAGUCUUUAGAUACCCUGGACGCAUCAAUAAAAGAAUUACUAGACGCUAAGCAAAGGCUGAGAUUGAUGCAAAAUGCUUUUAAUGAUUUGUCUGCUAAAGUUAAUAGAAAUCUCGAAUUCCUAGAUAGAUCGAGCAUGUUAGAUGUAUUCACGCAAAUAUUUAAAGAAUUACUUCAGGCUUACGAAUCAAAAUCAGACUUUGAAAAAUACGGGGAUGAAGGCGAAUACAUUGAAUUCCGAAAGACCAUUUGGCAUGAACAAAAUCUUGAUGGAAAAGAAUUCCCACAAAUGCGGGUUUUCUUUGAACCAAAUCUACAACAAAAUGCUGAAGAUGAAGAUAUUGUUAUCUCUUCGUCCACAAUCGAAACCCGAUGUCCAUUGACUUUACAACCAAUAGUUCAUCCCAUCAUUUCUACAAGGUGUGGUCAUUAUUAUGAGAAAGGUGCUAUACAGUCUUUAACCGGAACGAGUGGAUGUCGAUGUCCAGUCGUUGGCUGUAAUGCUCAAUUGCGAAAAUCAGACUUGAAAGAAGAUCCUGUUCUUGAACGACGGUUACGCCGUCUUCAAGAGCUGGUAAGAGAGGACUCAUGAUUUUUAUGCUUUUCUUUAUUCUUUAAGUAUUCCUUUACUCAUAUAUUUCUUAACGUCUUCCACUGACGCUUGUCAGUAAUAUGAAUUUUAUACCCAUGAUAAUGAAGUAGUCUAAUUGAAUUUGGGUAACCAUUUUAUUUCC
Messenger RNA from Schizosaccharomyces cryophilus OY26, 1237 nucleotides. Its product is annotated as Smc5-6 complex non-SMC subunit 2. Bases 343 to 1095 code for a protein of 250 amino acids. The transcript is spliced from 3 exons. Lineage: Eukaryota; Fungi; Ascomycota; Schizosaccharomycetes; Schizosaccharomycetales; Schizosaccharomycetaceae. Gene Ontology annotation, cellular component: Smc5-Smc6 complex; nucleus. The record is from RefSeq and is a predicted model, not a curated record. Gene Ontology annotation, molecular function: SUMO ligase activity; zinc ion binding. Gene Ontology annotation, biological process: double-strand break repair via homologous recombination; protein sumoylation.